Messenger RNA from Aegilops tauschii subsp. strangulata, 1219 nucleotides. Its product is annotated as ABC transporter I family member 19. The record is from RefSeq and is a predicted model, not a curated record. Gene Ontology annotation, molecular function: ATP binding; ATP hydrolysis activity. Lineage: Eukaryota; Viridiplantae; Streptophyta; Magnoliopsida; Poales; Poaceae.
GCGAAGGGUGACGCGGCCGGCACAGAGCCGCAGAGACGUUCGCACCAACUCCUCUGAACUCUGAAGCCUGAACGGAGCGGCGGAGAGGAAGGGGAGAGAUCACCCACCGGCGGCGAGGGGAGAUGGCCGGAGGCGAGGAAGGGUGGAGGAGGAGCGGCAUCGAGGUGAGCACCCUGCAGUUCGGCUACGACGGGGAGGCGCCGCUCUUCGCGCGCUUCAACCUCCGCGUCGCCCCCGGCUCGCGCUGCCUCCUCGUCGGCGCCAACGGAUCCGGCAAGACUACUCUCUUGAAGAUUCUUGCAGGAAAACAUAUGGUUGGAGGAAAGGAUGUUGUCCGUGUUCUUAAUGGUUCUGCUUUUCAUGACACACAAUUCGUGUGCAGUGGUGACCUUUCCUACUUGGGUGGUUCUUGGAGUCGGAAUGUCAGUUCAGUUGGUGAUGUUCCACUACAAGGCGAUUUCUCUGCUGAGCACAUGAUAUUUGGAGUUGAUGGGGUUGAUCCUGUUAGGCGAGAGAAGCUGAUUGAUCUACUGGAUAUUGAUCUGCAAUGGCGCAUGCAUAAAGUUUCAGAUGGACAGCGCCGCAGGGUACAAAUUUGCAUGGGUCUUCUUCAUCCAUACAAGGUACUCUUACUCGAUGAGAUCACCGUGGAUCUCGAUGUCGUGACCAGGAUGGAUCUCCUCGACUUCUUCAAGGAAGAAUGCGAGCAGAGGGAAGCCACGAUCGUCUACGCCACCCACAUAUUCGACGGGCUGGAGACAUGGGCCACCGACAUCGCGUACAUCCAAGAGGGCGAGCUGAAAAAGUCGGCGAAAUACUCGGACAUCGAAGAGCUGAAGACGGCCAAGAACCUGCUGUCGGUCGUUGAGUCAUGGCUGAAAUCCGAGGCCAAGCUCCCGAAGAAAGAACCCGCCCGCGUCGAGAGCCAGCCCAGGCGCCCUUCCCCGUUCGACGCCUCCCCUUUCCGGGCGUCGCGCCACAUGGCCUACUACCGAUGAUGACCGUGUAAAACCUCUGCACCCAUUCCGGUGCCAUGCAACUCUGGAGUCUGUAUCUUCCUUUUUUUUGUUCCCCAUCCAUCCCUGUAUACGGCAAUGUAUCUAUCUAAAUCUAAAUAAUAAACAAGUCGAGCGUGCGUAAUGAUCCUGUUCCCAUCAUUGUGAUGAUUCUCAUCUAAAUACAGAUUACACAGUGCUACAUGAAUCCAUUCAUUCAGUCA